Molecule: messenger RNA, 1471 nt
Organism: Drosophila obscura
Lineage: Eukaryota; Metazoa; Arthropoda; Insecta; Diptera; Drosophilidae
Product: acidic mammalian chitinase
Exons: 5
Coding region: 13-1413 (466 amino acids)
Biological process (GO): chitin catabolic process; carbohydrate metabolic process
Cellular component (GO): extracellular region
Molecular function (GO): chitinase activity; chitin binding
Source: RefSeq, a predicted model, not a curated record
AGCGACUACACCAUGAAGCUAUACACAUUCUGGGCACUUGCAGUGCUCUGCCUCUGCCUGGGUCUUGGCCAGGAGGCCAGCAGCGAGAAGCUGGUCAACUGCUAUUGGGGCACCUGGGCCAACUAUCGUCCGGGCGAUGGCAAGUUCACGCCCUCCGAUAUCGAUCCCAGCCUGUGCACCCACAUCAGCUACACCUUCUUCGGCAUCGGCGAUGCGGGCGAGUUCAAGUCCCUGGACACCUGGCUGGACAUGGACGAUGGACUGGGCUUCAUCAGUCAGACCAUUGCCCUGAAGCAGCGUAAUCCCAAGCUGAAGAUCCUGGCCGUAGUGGGUGGCUGGAACGAGGGCUCCAUCAAGUACUCGGCCCUGGCCGCCGAUCCCGGCAAGCGUGCCACCUUCAUCUCCACCACAUUGGCGUUCAUCCAGCAGCACGGAUUCGAUGGCCUGGACCUCGACUGGGAAUACCCCGGACAGCGCGGCGGCAGUGAGGCAGAUCGCGUCAACUUUGUGACCCUUCUCCGUGAGAUCAAGGAAACCUUCGAUCGGUACGGCCUGGAGCUGGGCAUUGCUGUGGGCGCCUCCGAAAAGUCGGCGACCAUUUCCUACGAUAUUCCGGCCAUUUCCCAGCACCUGACCUUCAUCAAUGUGAUGACCUACGACUUCCACAUGGCUCUCGAUGGCUAUCUGGGCUUGAAUGCCCCCCUGCCCGAGGUGACCGAGUCCAUUGACUACUGGCUGGCCCAAGGUGCCCCCGCCGAGAAGCUGAUCUUGGGCAUUGGCUUCUAUGGCCACAGCUACCAGAUGGCCGAUGCCUCACAAAACUGGCCCGGAGCCGCAUGCAUUGGCCCUGGCACCGCUGGCGUGUACACGCGUGAGAACGGCUUCAUGGGAUACCACGAGAUUUGCCUGAACAGCUGGCAGACGGUGUUCGACCAGGAGAACGGUGCACCGUACGCCUUCCAGGGCGACCAGUGGAUCGGCUUCGAUAAUCCCGAGAGCAUCGAGAUCAAGAUGAAGCUGGUGGAGUCGCGCAACCUGGGCGGUGCCAUGAUGUGGUCCAUUGAGACGGACGACUUCCGCGGCCUUUGUGGGGAGUCCUAUCCCCUUCUGAAAACCAUGAACCGUGCUCUGGGCAAGGAGGUGAGCGGCGGCGGAGGCGGUGGCGGUGGGGGUGGUGGUAGUGUGACCCCUGCUCCCACUCCUGGUCCAACUCAGGGCGGCGGCAGCGGCGGUGGUGGAUCCCCAGCUGGAGAUUGCUCCACCGAUGGCUAUUUCCUGCACAACAGCGACUGCAGCAGAUACUACCAGUGCGUCGGUGGACUCCGAUAUGACUUUGAGUGCACCCCCGCCCUCCAUUUCGAUGUAUCCACCAAAACCUGCAAUUGGCCGGCAGAGGCCAACUGUCCGUACUAAAAAUAAUGCACAAAUAAAACCAACUGAGAGAUUAGUUCGAUUAUAAACACAGAUUUCU